Messenger RNA from Drosophila hydei, 863 nucleotides. Its product is annotated as C-type lectin 37Da. The record is from RefSeq and is a predicted model, not a curated record. The transcript has 2 exons. The coding region runs from base 49 to 639 and encodes 196 amino acids. NCBI's taxonomy places the organism in Eukaryota, Metazoa, Arthropoda, Insecta, Diptera, Drosophilidae.
GGGCGACAAGCGUUACCGACAGUUGCCCAGAGUCAAUCCAAUCAAUAGAUGAAAAUGCAGUUCGACAGCCUAAAGUAUUUCAUCCUGUUGCGUCUGCUGAUCCUGUGCAGCUUUAUGGUGCCGGCACUUACCUAUCUGCCGGAUGUCAAUAUCUUCACCAAUUAUCGCACUGAGGUUUACAAUGGCAUACCCUCGGACAUUGACACUACCCCAUUUAUCCGGAUUGGCGACAAUUACUACUAUAUCGAGCCGAUGAACAAGGUGAACUGGUUUCAGGCAGCGGCAUCCUGCCGGAUGAUGAACGCCCACUUGGCCUCGAUUGAGGACAAACCGGAAAUGGAGGCGCUGGUCAAGUACAUCAAGGCGAAGGGAUUCAAGAACAACGAUUACUUCUGGAUCUCGGGCAAUGAUCUCGGCACCGAAGGCGCCUUCUACUGGCUCUCCACGGGCCGCCCCAUGACCUACGCCCCCUGGAACGGACCCAAGCAGAUGCCCGACAACUACGGCGGCAACGAGAACUGCGUGCACAUGUUCGGCACACGGGAGCUGAUCAACGAUGCCAACUGCAAGAUAUUGAUGCUGUACGUGUGCGAGGCCAGCGAUCCCAAGACCUUCAAGUUCACCUACAUCAAGUGGUGAACAGGCCAACAGGCCAACAUCCUGCAGAUAGAUGCAUGUAUACAUACGUACAUACCCACACAUAUUGUUUUUGUUUUUUGCUUUGCGUGCAUAGAACACGGCAUUUAUUAGGCGGUUGCUAAUGCAACGGCUGUCACUUCAUCAUUAUCAUCAUCAUUUACAUAAUGAUCGUUAUUCGUCUUACGCAUCAAUUUGCAAGGUAUACAUUACACAUCAGUUGAUUU